AUUAUUGUCAAGGAUUUGCUUUCCGUUUUGAACGGAUGAUAUUUAUUACGCUUUCCAGCUGAAGAAAAAUGACCAAUUAAAAUACGACAGAAUUGUAGGGGAAGUGGGGUGUUUUUUUUUUUUCUUUAGUUUUUCCUUGCCCUUGACGCAGGGGUGGCCGCACAGUGGUCAGCCCCACCUCUGCAUAUUGGAGUCACCAAAACAAGUCUGGUAACUUGAGUUUGUCAACUAUUCCAACUAUACUAUACAAUAUGUGUUUAUUAAUCUGCCUCUUUCAUAACAGCUGCAGCUGUAACAAAGCGCUUUGUGGAGAUGAGAUAAAUCGGUAGCUGCAGCUCUAAAAUGGAACAUUUUUAACCGAAUCCAUGCGAUCGGUGUCAGUCGAUCACACACAUAGAUAAUCGGUAUCGGCAGCUCAAAAACCUUGAUGGCAACAUCCCAAGUGUGUGAUGAACUAAAUAUUCGAGGUUAAGCGUGAAUAGCAAUCCACUCUUUUAAUUGUUUUUUUGUUAACUGUUAUGUGGAGUGUGCAUAAAUUUCAGGAUUUCUCCUUCACCACUCUGCGUUUCUCGUGUCCCUCUCUAGUUGCGAUGGUGAAUAGCAGGGUGGAGGUGCCCACAGUGGCCGUCGUGGGGGGUUCAGCAGGUCGCUCGUGCGCGGGAUGCGGAGGUCGAAUUGCAGAUCGCUUCCUCCUUUUCUCCAUGGAGCAGUACUGGCACACGCGCUGCCUCAAGUGCUCCUGCUGCCACGCUCAGCUGGGCGAGUACAGCAGCACCUGCUACAGCAAAGGAGGGAUGAUCCUCUGCAAAAACGACUACAUCAGGCUGUUUGGACACAGCGGCGCUUGCAGUGCAUGCGGACAGGCGAUCCCUGCGAGUGAGAUGGUGAUGCGGGCGCAAGGAAACGUUUACCACCUGAAGUGUUUCAUUUGUGCAACGUGUCGGAACCGCCUGGUCCCCGGCGAUCGCUUUCACUACAUCGACGGAACGAUCUUCUGUGAACAUGAUCGUCCAGGAGGCGGACUCCUCAGCGGGCACCCAACACAAAUGCAAGCCAAUGGCAUGAUGUCCGAUCAGAAGGUCUGCUGAGAAAUUGGAUGGGAAACCCUGAGCGUCUCCUCCCUUGGGCUCUUCUCUCUGCCUCCUUUUGUAAAGCGGCUCGUCACUCUUUCCGUGAUGAGAGAAGGCCGAAUUGUUGCUUCAUUUGAGGGAGCGGGACACGAAUGACGCUUUGAAACACCAGACGGGCUGCUGUUUCUUACGAACGAACUGUGGCAGCAAUGUUCUGGAGAUCAGGCCUGGCAAAAAGGAAGGAAAUGGACAUUGAUAUUUCAUUGCGGUGAUUCCAGUAGAAACCCGGCUGUCCUUUGCCCGCUCUUCCCGAACAGUUGGAUACUAAAUCUGCAGGUAACACUGUGUUUGUGUGUUAAACAGUAAAAAGCCACAAUUCUGUGUUUUCUCCGUGGGUCAAGUAUUCAUCUUAAUUAGAGUGGAAAGUGGUGGUGGUGGUGGGGGUUCUAUCGCCGUGUUUAUACUACUCACAGAAUAGGCUCCAACGCUUUUUAUGUCUUAUUUUUUCGGGUUAAAUAUUGUAGCGACGUACAGGUGUGUCCGAGUGCGUUGUGUUUAAGACUAGUGACGACGCACGGCAGGGUAUCUUGUGUUGGGUGCUGUUGGAGGAGAGUGGCCUUCUUUCCUCCGCUUGUUCGUUGAUUUCCGCAGAUUGGUUCACAAAAACAA
Molecule: messenger RNA, 1739 nt
Organism: Hippocampus comes (tiger tail seahorse)
Lineage: Eukaryota; Metazoa; Chordata; Actinopteri; Syngnathiformes; Syngnathidae
Gene: lmo4la
Product: LIM domain only 4a
Exons: 4
Coding region: 519-1088 (189 amino acids)
Source: RefSeq, a predicted model, not a curated record